Larimichthys crocea (large yellow croaker) is the source of this 6006-nucleotide messenger RNA. RefSeq names its product HECT and RLD domain containing E3 ubiquitin protein ligase 3 (gene herc3). Lineage: Eukaryota; Metazoa; Chordata; Actinopteri; Sciaenidae. The record is from RefSeq and is a predicted model, not a curated record. Bases 217 to 3366 code for a protein of 1049 amino acids. Gene Ontology annotation, molecular function: ubiquitin-protein transferase activity. The transcript has 25 exons.
UGAUGUAGAUGAAGAAGAAGCUGUGACACUUCCUAGUUUGUUGUGAGCAGACGUUUAAUUUGAGGAUGCAUCAGAGCGGGGUUGGAAGUUACAUGAAGAGGAGAAAGCGGGGCUGCUCUCAAGCCUGAACAUAUUCUGUCUUCCUCCAUCUGGCCGUCACUGUCUCUGCCUCUUCUGAUUGGUGCUCAUCCCCUCUCUCCUCUCCCCCUCGUCAUCAUGCUGUGUUGGGGGAAUGCAAAGGACGGACAGUUGGGUACUGGUAUGGAGAGGAACCCCACGUUUGAGCCGAAGAACUGUCACGUGUUCAGCGGCAGGGGACUGAGGGAGGUAGCCUGCGGAUGGCAACACUCAAUGUUCCUCCUGCAGGAUGGCAGUGUGUACACAUGUGGCUCGAGCUGCUGUGGACAGCUGGGCCACGACAAACCAGGGACAUCUCCGGAGCUGGUAGGAGCUCUGGACACUCAGAAGAUAACGGUGGUGUCGUGCGGUCGGGCUCAUUCGAUGGCGGUGAACGAGCAGGGUCAGGUGUUUGCAUGGGGAGCUGGUGAGGGGGGCCAGCUUGGCCUCGGGACAGCAGAGGCGGCUGUUCGAAUUCCAAGGUUGGUCAAAAGACUUUGUGACCACCGGAUCUCUCAAGUAAUGUGUGGGAAUCAGCACUGCAUUGCACUUUCUAGAGAUGGCCAGCUGUUCACGUGGGGCCAGAACACCAGCGGUCAGCUCGGUCUCGGGAAAGGAGAGCCGAGCAAGCUGUUCCCUCAUCCCCUCAAGUCUCUGGCAGGAAUUCCCUUGGCGAAGAUAACCGCUGGGGGAGACCACAGCUUCGCUCUCUCCUUGUCCGGCGCCGUGUUUGGUUGGGGCAAAAACAAAGCCGGACAACUGGGUCUCAAUGACAAACAGGAUCGAGCUGUCCCGUGCCACAUCAAAUUUUUGAGAUCUCAAAAAGUUGUUCACAUCAGCUGUGGAGACGAACACACGGCAGCUCUCACAAAGGAUGGCGGCUUGUUUACAUUUGGUGACGGCUCGUGGGGUCAGCUGGGUCAUGGCUCCACCAAUAAUGAACUUUUACCCAGACGAGUGCUGGAGCUCAUGGGCACCGAGGUGUCCCAGAUCACCUGCGGCAGACACCACACGUUGGCGUUCGUGCCUUCCUCUGGUGUGGUGUAUGCAUUUGGUUGUAACAGCCACGGCCAGCUGGGCACAGGAAUACUGGGGGAUGCCAGAAGUCCGUUUCCUGUCAAGGCCAGUUUUCUGACUGGAAAUUUUAAUAGAACAGAAUCAAAACAAUAUACAGUGACCAAAAUCAUCUGCGGAGGAGACCAUAGUUUCUUAUUAUACUCUAAUGAACAGAGUUUUCUCCCCCCUGAAGAUUUCCGAGUGAUUAAUAUCAGCAAAUCAAUCUCCCCAAUCAAUUAUGAAAGAUUAAAUUCAUGGAGGUUAAAGCUGAUGUACAGCACAGAUUCUAGCAUCACAAAUGACAUCAUUAUUCAACUCUCCUCUACGGCUUGUUGGAAUGCCAGCUUCUUGGACCAAAGUGACGAUGCCCACUUCAAAACCAACCCAAAGAUCCCAGGCAUCGAUCUCAACUCUGUCAGGAUGCUAUUCGCGACGCUCAGCAAACCAGCUUUCUCUGGACUUCUGGAGCAGGCCACCAAGAGUUUUGAGAGUCUGUUGAUCCCUCAGCUGCCGCGCUCCCCUCCUGAUGUCGAGGCCAUGAGGAUCUACCUCAUCUUGUCCGAGUACCCGGCCCUGCAGGAUUCCAAGAACUACAUCCGCCUCACUAUCCCCUUUGCAAUGGCCAUCCUCCGGCUAGACGCCAACCCCAGCAAAGUAUUGGAUAACUGGUGGUGUUUCGUGGACGGCGGCGUUUUCACCAGAAUGGUCGACAUGUACAAGAGCAUCGUUGUGUUUAUGCUAACGGGAGGCAAGACGCUGCUCGUGCCGGUCUUCUAUGAGAACUAUUUUGUUGCCACGCUGAGGCUGCUGGAGAAACUCCACAAGGUAAACUUAAAGGCCCGUCACGUGGAGUACAACCGCUUUUAUAUCCCUGACAUCACCAACCUGGUGGACAUCCAGGAAGACUACCUCAAAUGGUUUCUGAGUAAAGCUGAGAUUAAAGUGGGAUCAUCCUCCCCUUCACAGAGUGACUUUCCCGCAGUGAACCUAUGUGCCUACCCGUUCAUACUGAACGCUCAAGCCAAGACAACCAUGCUGCAAACAGAUGCUGAACUCCAAAUGCAGAUGGCAGUAAGCGGUGCAAACCUGCACAAUGUCUUCAUGCUGCUCACGCUGGAACCCCACCUCGCUAGGAACCCUUACCUGGUGCUCCAUGUGCGCAGAGACCACUUAGUGAGCGACACAUUACGCGAGCUCACCAUGUACUCUGACGUGGAUCUCAAGAAACCUCUCAAGGUCAUCUUUGACGGAGAGGAGGCCGUGGACGCAGGUGGAGUAACUAAAGAGUUCUUCCUGCUGCUGCUGAAGGAGCUGAUGGAUCCCGUGUACGGGAUGUUUACUCAUUACAAGGACUCCAACCUGCUGUGGUUCUCAGACAAAUGUUUUGUUGAGCAGAACUGGUUUCACCUGAUCGGGAUCAUCUGCGGUUUGGCCAUCUACAACUCCACGGUGGUGGACCUCCACUUCCCUCUGGCUCUCUACAAGAAGCUGCUUGAUGUAACGCCGACGCUGGAGGAUUUCAAGGAGCUCUCGCCCACAGAGGCCAGGAGUCUGCAACAACUCCUAGACUAUGAAGGAGGCGACGUGGAGGAGACGUUUCUUCUCACCUUUGCUAUCACCAGGGACAACUACGGGAUGACAGAAGUCAAGGAGCUCAUCCCCGGAGGAGAAAGCAUCAGUGUGGACAAAAACAACAGGAAGGAGUUUGUAGAGGCCUACCUGAGCUACGUGUUUUCGGACUCGGUAAGCGAGCAGUACUUGGCCUUCUCCUCGGGCUUCCUGAAGGUGUGCGGGGGUGAGAUCCUGUCGCUGUUCCAGCCCUCUGAGCUGAUGGCCAUGGUGGUCGGCAACAAUAACUACAACUGGGAGGAGAUGGAGAAGAACGCAGUUUACAAAGGGGAAUAUUCAGCCACGCAUCCAACGGUCAGAUUGUUCUGGGAGGUUUUCCACGAGUUCCCUCUGGAGAAGAAGAAGCAGUUCUUAUUGUUCCUGACCGGCAGCGACCGGAUCCCGAUCCACGGCAUGGAGAGCCUGCGUAUCGUCAUCCAGUCCACCACAGCGGAGGAGGACUACCUGCCAGUGGCCCACACCUGCUACAACCUGCUCGACAUGCCCCGCUACCAGACCAAAGAGAUCCUUCGCCGCCGCCUCACUCAGGCCGUGGAGCAGUACGAGGGCUUCAGCCUGGUGUGAGGAGAGGCCGGGUGGGGGGUUGGGGGGGCAGCUCUGCAGCAGUUUUAAUGCACUUUAACAGCAAUACACCACCGUGUCAGUGUCAAAAGAGUGUAAUGGUGGACCUCGGGACGCAGGGAAGUCACUCUCUUUAUAUGCUCUUACAAGAUUGUUCUUGAAUCUGAAAGGUCUAUGUAUGUAAACGCAGAGUAUUCUUGUUUUUAUUGCUUUGGGGAAAGUUUCUCAACCUUUUAGGACCAUUUGAACGGUGUUUUACAGGCGGUGUUCAUUUAUUUAUUUGCAAUAUGUCACAAAAAAAUCAAACUAUACAUUCACACGAUGAUGAUUUAAAAAGCUGGGACCUGAAAUCAAAGACCAGAGGAGGUUGAGAAACUCUUUGGGUGUUUGUCAUUUUCUUUUGUGUAUUUUAUAUUCGACUCCUUAAAUUCUAUUUUUCACCUUUUAAAGAAUUCGUUAUUAUCGAGACAAUAUAUCUGAUUUUUGUUAUUUUUAAUUUAUUAAAUAGAGUGGUUAUUUUUCGACAGAAUAAACUUGUGUAUAUAUGUAUGUAAAUAGCACUUUGAAUAUAAUCUUUACCCCCCGACGUCAGGGAGGAGUGUCCGUCCUCCUUUUGAAAUCUGGACACCAGCAUGUCCUCUCUGCCUGAAACUAAAGUAUCCGAGUAUCAGGCAGAAACACGGUGAAUAUUAUUUGCGUUCCCUCUUUUCUUUUGGAGCUGCGGAUCAUGGAGCAGCUGAUUUUGUUUUUGAACCUGCAUUCAACAGUGUUGCCUUCUAACAUUACAGCAAAACCUUCAUGAAUCGCUGACUCUUACAUCUUUAGUGGUUAUCGUCCGUGUGCAUGUUCAUGAGUGAGAGCAAAAAAAAAAAGAAAAAAAAACCUGAUUGUCAUAUAAAAGUUUAAAAAAAGUUGGGUAAAGACGCUUAUUAGCUUUUCUGGCAGAGAGUUAGACGAGAAGGUUUUCAUGUUUUAAGGUGGCAACCAAACAGCUAAAUUCUGGAAAGCUCACACAACAAAAACUGCCUUGCAGCACUGUUAAAGCUCUGUAAUUAAUACGUGAUAUCUCGUUUGUACAGAUAUGAGAGUUUAAAUGAAAAUUCGACAUUUUACCGGUGCCUAUGUGCCCGACUGUUUCUUGGCUUCGACCAGAAAGUUACGAUGAAAUCUGUGACCUGAUCAGGAAAAUAAUUUCAGCUAGGCUUGUAUCGACACUGCUAACAUUAUUAUUAUUAAUUUAUUUUUUCUUUAUUUUACUUUAUUGCGUAACAACAGUAUUUAAAGGGUUAAAGCCAAGCGGCAACCUUUGCAGUUCCUCAAACGUCCACUUGAGGCUGGCUCCAGAAGUGAGUCAGUCUCCAUAAGUCCCCAUGUUGAAAUGUCCAACUUCACAGCAGAAAUAAACACGUUUACAGCCUAUAGUCAGAGCCAAGAAAUCGUCUGUGACAUAACCUCGUGUAAAAUAGCAAAUGUUUUUCACUUGGAUCAAAAAAAUGUUAAUUAAUGAGCUUUAAAGUUGCCAGUUGACAGAUUUUGGACAGAGCUGAACCCUUUGUGCUCCGCUAAGAUGACAUGCUGCUGGAUUUAGCAGAACUUUUGUCUUCUGGCAAUAAAUACAGAAACUGCCAGCACGUGAUUAUGACGUCCGAGUUACUGUAGCCCACUCCAUCGCUUUGGUUUCCUCUUUCUUCAGCUCUGGCAAACCGAACCAGUAAUUGCUGGUUGAUGUAAAACUAGAUUUUAAAACCCGCGGUAUAAACCGGAUACACGGGAGAGAUUUGGGUUUGAUCAGCGUUGCGUGAACGCGUUUGGCUUGAAUGUAAAAGUGCCGCUUGAACAGAGAUAACAUGAUGCUAACUCUCCACCAGAAAGGGAAUAAAUACGAAUGUCCCUAAAGGUUCUUUAAACUUCGUAUGUAACCUUUUAAAUUUAGAAAGUGUAAUUAGUUUGUUUCCAAGUUGCAGAUAAUUAAAUUGUGACAUUUGUGGCAGGACAACAUUUAAAAAAGUGCAUAUUUAACAGUGUGGGCAGAUUAAAUACUCUAAAUAUAAACAAUAUAUCUAUCACAUGACUUGUUCUAAAACUUGCCCUGAUGCUGUAUUUAUUCCUACACUCAAUCCUCUUAAUCCAAAAUGUUUAAUUAGGUCGUGCAUUGGCGUGAAGUGUGUGAAAUGGUCUUGCAUAUAUAUAUACAUAUAUAUAUUUAUAUUUUUAUAUAUUUCAUACAUGACAGUGGUGUAAAUGUGACUUCAGACUUGAUAUGUCCUGAUAACAGGUCACACUGACACAUCCAUUUAGCAAUAACAACCUGAAACAGCCCGGUAAUGUAGUGACAAAGAUCUGGGCUGCUCUUCUUCUUCUAAAGGUCUUAAACACUGAACUCUUCUGAGACAGUUCAUCCUCUCGCUUAGCUCUAUACUGCAUGUACACACAUGAUCUACAUGUUCAGUCAAUAUUUGUCUAAUUAAAAGCUGAUUUUAGUCCUAUGCAAAGGUCUGUGCAGCCGUCGACUUUUUUGCACCUUUUAACGUGCUACUGGGGAAAAAAAUGUGAUUUUUUUUUUUUUUGCAUAUUUGUUUGAAAUCUACACAAAGCUCUCUGUUCCAGCCAACUUUUUAAAUAAAACCAUACAGUGUAAAAACA